Phalaenopsis equestris is the source of this 3701-nucleotide messenger RNA. Its product is annotated as ABC transporter G family member 28-like. Gene Ontology annotation, molecular function: ATP hydrolysis activity; ABC-type transporter activity; ATP binding. The record is from RefSeq and is a predicted model, not a curated record. Lineage: Eukaryota; Viridiplantae; Streptophyta; Magnoliopsida; Asparagales; Orchidaceae.
AAUCCACCCAUUCUAACGAGCUUCUCUCCCCGCAGGCUCUAAUGUCCACCCAACACCUCUCUCUCCCUCUCUCCCGCAUUUUCCUCCCUUCCGUCCAACAACACCUAACUUCUCCUUUCCAACAUCAGUCCUCUCCGCCCACCAUAGUCCUUUUUUUUUUUUUCCUUUUGUUCGUUCCUUACAAACCCUCCCUCCUCCCACAACCCUUGCGCGAAAGUGACACCCAUGGAGAUGCGCAGUAUUUGCCGCGCUCGUCACCGAAGAUGGGCUAUAGCUGCCCUCUUGGUUGUCGCCUUACUAGCCGUCGCGCAGCUAGGGCAGUGCCAGACCGACUACGAUGAUUAUGAGGGCAAUGAUGGCGAAGACGAUGAUGGCGGAGGAAACACAGAAGAUGUCCCGCUCUUCGCUAGCAUUGUCUAUGAUCGUCUCAUGAGCCUUACUGGAGCCUUCGCUAAAGAAUUUGGCAAUCAGCUCAAAUAUUGCAUCAAGGAUUCAGAUAAUGAUUGGAAUCUGGCAUUUAAUUUUUCGGCAGAUUUGAGGUUCCUGGUCAAUUGCAUCAGGCACAGAGGGGACCUUACACAACGCUUGUGUAAUGCUGCCGAAAUGAAAUUUUACUUCAAUAGCUUUUAUGACAACAGUGGAGAAAGUGCAAAGGUCAACAUACUUAAACCAAACAAAAAUUGCAACUUGACUUCAUGGGUCUCUGGAUGUGAGCCAGGAUGGGCAUGCAACGUCAAUCCAAAUCAAAAAGUUAAAUAUAAUGAUUCCAGACAAAUGCCUGCUAGGACUCAGAAGUGUCAUCCCUGUUGUCCAGGCUUCUUCUGUCCCCGUGGUAUUACAUGCAUGAUACCCUGUCCUUUGGGUGCAUACUGCCCACUUGCAAAACUAAAUAAGACCACUGGUGUUUGUGAUCCAUAUAAUUACCAACUACCUCCAGGUCAACCUAAUCAUACUUGUGGUGGCGCCGAUAUGUGGGCUGAUGUUUUAUCUACUAGACAAGUGUUUUGCCCUGCUGGAUACUAUUGUCCAAGCACUAUACAGAAGAUUUCUUGCAGUAGUGGGCAUUACUGCAGGAAGGGUUCUACAUCUGAAAUAAGGUGUUUUAAGAAAAGUUCUUGUAAGCCAAAUUCUUCGAAUCAAGACAUUACUAUAUUUGGAGCUCUUGUUAUGGUCGCUUUGUGUUUGUUGCUCUUAAUCAUAUAUAACUUCUCUGGCCAAAUCCUUAGUAACCGUGAGAGAAGGCAAGCCAAAUCAAGAGAAGCCGCUGCAAGGAGUGCUCGAGAAACUGCACAAGCUCGUGAAAGGUGGAAAGCAGCUAAAGAUGUUGCAAAGAAACAUGCCUCAGGACUUCAAGCACAACUUUCUAGAACAUUCUCACGCAAAACAUCUAAAGGUUUGGGGCAGUCUCAUGGAUCAUCUAACGCUUCAAGUUCUAAAAAUUCAGACCUUCCACCUAAGAAAAAAGAAUCGAGUAAUCUCAAAAAAGUUAUUCAAUCACUAGAAGAUAAUCCUGAAAGUGAGGAAGGGUUUAAUCUGCAAAUUGGAGAUAAGAAUAUAAAGAAGAACAUGCAAAAAGGUAAACAAAUCCAUACUCACAGCCAAAUGUUCAAGUAUGUAUAUGGGCAAAUUGAGAAAGAAAAGGCAUUGGAACAACAAAAUAAGAACUUGACAUUCUCUGGAGUUAUUUCUAUGGCUACUGAUACAGAGAUAAGAACCAGGCCUACAAUUGAGGUUGCUUUUAAGGAUCUAACGCUAACUUUGAUAGGGAGUAAGAAAAAGCUCUUAAGAAGUGUGACGGGAAAACUCAUGCCUGGUCGUGUGGCAGCAGUAAUGGGUCCUUCUGGGGCUGGUAAAACUACAUUUUUGAGUGCUUUGGCUGGAAAAACAACAGGGUGUGAGAUAACGGGUUUGGUUCUUAUUAAUGGGAAAGCAGAGCCUAUUCGGUGUUAUAAAAAGAUCAUAGGCUUUGUACCACAGGAUGACAUUGUUCAUGGAAACUUGACGGUGGAAGAGAACCUUUGGUUUAGUGCACGAUGCAGAUUAUCAGCUGAUUUGUCAAAGGCAGAUAAAGUUCUUGUUGUUGAAAGAAUUAUUGAGUCCUUGGGAUUGCAAGCAGUACGUGAAUCCUUAGUUGGUACUGUCGAGCAGCGUGGAAUAUCAGGUGGGCAAAGAAAAAGAGUUAAUGUUGGGCUUGAAAUGGUUAUGGAACCUUCUUUAUUGAUUCUAGAUGAGCCAACCUCUGGCUUGGAUAGUGCUUCAUCUUCUAUGCUUCUUAAAGCCCUACGCCGCGAAGCACUUGAAGGGGUAAAUAUAUGCAUGGUGGUUCACCAACCCAGUUAUACCCUCUACAGGAUGUUUGAUGAUUUGAUACUUCUAGCAAAAGGAGGCAUAACCGUGUAUCAUGGAUCUAUCAAGAAGGUUGAAGAAUAUUUUUCAGGUCUUGGGAUCAAUGUUCCAGAACGUGUUAAUCCUCCAGAUUAUUUUAUAGACAUUUUAGAGGGGAUAAUUAAGCCAAACACGCCUUCAGGAAUAACUUGCAAGCAACUUCCUCUUAGGUGGAUGGUGCAUAAUGGAUAUGAUGUGCCUCGCGAUAUGCUUCGUGAUGAUUCUACUGGAGAUACUUCUAACAAGUGUGCAGAAAAGAGUAAUGUUGAGAUUGAAAGACGAUCUAUUGCAGGGGACAUAUGGGACAAUGUUAAGGAUAUUGUGGGGCGGCGAAAAGAUGAUUUUGAGUAUAAUUUCUUACAUUCUACGGACUUGUCAAAUCGGAGAACUCCUGGUAUUUUGCAGCAGUACAAGUAUUUCUUGGGAAGGGUUGGUAAGCAACGUCUUCGUGAAGCUAGAAUACUAGGAGUUGAUUUUCUUAUUCUAUGUCUUGCUGGAGUUUGCCUAGGGACACUUGCUAAAAUGAGUGACGAAACAUUUGGAUCCUUGGGUUACACGUACACUGUUAUAGCUGUUUCUCUAUUAUGCAAGAUUGGAGCUCUUAGAUCAUUUUCGCUUGAAAAGCUGCAAUACAUGAGGGAAAGGACUUCUGGCAUGAGCUCACUCGCUUAUUUCCUUGCAAGAGAUACCAUUGAUCAUUUCAAUACAGCAGUCAAACCAAUAGUUUAUCUUUCAAUGUUCUAUUUUUUCAACAACCCUAGGUCCUCAAUUGCAGAUAAUUACAUCAUACUAGUUGCUCUCGUUUACUGUGUAACUGGUAUUGGCUACUUCUUCUCCAUCUUCUUCCAGCCUGGAACAGCCCAGUUGUGGUCUGCACUUAUGCCAGUAAUUUUAACGCUGAUAGCUACUCAGGAGACAACCUCAAAAUUCCUGGCUAACAUAUGUUACACAAAGUGGGCAUUGGAGGCAUUUGUUAUUGUUAACGCUGAGAGGUAUUCUGGAGUUUGGUUGGUAACUAGGUGUGGUUCUCUGAUGCAGAGUGAUUAUAAUAUUAAUAAUUGGGGCCUUUGUAUAGUUGUUCUCAUUUUAUAUGGCAUACUUUCUCGCUGCAUUGCCUUCUUUUGUAUGGUCACAGUCUCAAGAAGAAAGUAAGUUUUUGACGCCUUAUCCUUAGAAACUUGUGCUUUUAGGGAGGGUUUGUAGAAUUAUUUUAUGGAUAGCCAGUUUUGAGGUGCUUAGUUGUUGUACUGAAGAUACAACAAAGAUCAACAAUUAGGAAUGCUUAAAGAGCAUGAUUGUAUUUAUUUAUUUAUUUU